AUGGCGACUCCUUUGACGGCGGCCAUCGACCGCGGCGACCCGCAGAUUUUGUCGGGCCUCCUGGAGAAGGUGCCCACGGCGCUCGACUCGACGACCGCGCAACCCUGCGGGAGGACCGCGCUCAUGUACGCCAGCCACCACUCCAGGAACCCGGACGUAUUGCAGGUGCUCUUGAAGAAGGGCGCCGACCCCGUCAAGACCGACACACGGGGCUGGACGGGUCUUGGAUACGCCAUAGCCGGCGAGAGGGUGAAAAAUCUGCUCUUCCUGCUGGAGAACGGGCUUCCGGUCGACCAGCCGGAUUUCGAAGGUCGCACGCCGUUGAUGGUCGCAGUCGCGCUUUCAAAUUUGGACGUCCUGAACGCUCUUCUCGAGCGAGGUGCCGACGUUAAUGCAAAGGACGACGCGGGGUUUACCGCCCUGCAGCUGGCGAUCCUUAUGAAAAAGAGGGACGCGGCAAUAGUCCUGACGGAAAUGGGAAGCGACUUGGGUCAUCCGAGUCCGGUUACCGGAAUCUCGAUCCGCGACCUUGCCGAGGGAAUAAUGCCGAAAUCGUUGCCCGGCUUGCGGAGGAAGUAAGUUUAUCGCGGCGUCGAGCACAAUUUUCU
This is a messenger RNA of Orussus abietinus, 608 nucleotides long. Its product is annotated as ankyrin repeat domain-containing protein 7-like. Bases 1 to 579 code for a protein of 192 amino acids. The record is from RefSeq and is a predicted model, not a curated record. Gene Ontology annotation, molecular function: protein binding. Lineage: Eukaryota; Metazoa; Arthropoda; Insecta; Hymenoptera; Orussidae. The transcript is spliced from 2 exons.